GGGCGUCCGUACGCACCCCAGUCUGUGGCCUCGGCUCCGCGGACCGUUCGCCAGCUGCCCGCUCGCUCGCUCUGUCCUCUCUCGCUGUCGCUCUUCGACGCUCAGCAUCUUGUUGCAACCAUGCCGCCUCUGGCAGAGCACCGCGCGCCCCAGCACGAGUCGAGGGUGACCGGGCUCGACGUGUUCGCGUCCGCGGUGCGCCUCGACGUCGAGGAGCGGGCCAAGGCGGUCAGGGAGCGCAGGCCUGCGCCGCUUCUCGCUCUCGACGGCUUUGCGGGCCUCGUCGCCGCCUACAUCGCCCUCCACCACGAGCAUGGUCUCGACCUGCCGUCGGCCUUUCUCCUCACCGACACGCUCUGGCCGAGCGACGUCGCCCUCGUCACGCUCUGCCGCGACGAAGCCGACGCGCCACCGCCGCUCACGCACGCGCUCGUCCAGAACAACCCCGACCGUGUCUUGCCUCGCUACGGCCUCGAGGAGGUGCCGACCGCCGAGGAGCAGUUGGUGAGGGCCCUCUUCACCUUUCGCCUUCUCGCCGCGACCCAGUUGCGCGAGUUUGUCACGCGCCACGCCAUCGCCGAGGGCUAUCUGAAGGCGCCAGGCCACCCGCGGCACCUCGUCCGUGUGUCGACGGCAUUUUGGAAGUCGAUGGACGCCGGCCACGUGGACAAGCUCGACUACUCGGCCGUUCGCCCGAGCGCCAUCGCCGUCUGGGCUCUCGAGGUCCUGUGCGCGCUCGAGCGAGUGACCGCGACCUCGUACGGCGCGUGUAUGCUGGUGCGCCUCGUCUACGUGUUCGAGUGCGAGUCGCGCGCGAGCUCGCUCAAGCUCAAGGAGGUCUGGCUCAAGAAGCGCGACUGGCUCGAGUGCCUCAGCAUCAUCAAGGCCAACGGCGAGCUCAAGGUGCUCGAGGACGGCGUCGCCAAGCUGUCCGACCAGGCCCUGCUCGACGCGCUCGCCCAGUGGGAGGUCGAGAUCCACGGCGGCGACGAGCGCAGCGUCCGAGCGUCCUACUCGCGCGCCAUGACGUUGUAUGGCACGUUGGUCAAGGACACGGUCGCUCACCUCUCGAAGCCCCGGUCGGCGACAGCGUACCACCCUCUGCCUCGUGGAGAAAGACGCGUGCGGCUGCAUCGUUCGACGACGCUGCCGGCGACGGCGGAGGAGCUCGAGCCUGCCAACGACCGCUCGCAGGCUGUCGCGAGCGCGUCGACCUCGUCGCCAACCGCCAGCCGGAGCGAGCACCGUGACGUCCCGGCCUGGAAGCGAGCGUUCCAGCGUCCUCGUCGAGACAACACGGAUUGA
Rhodotorula graminis WP1 is the source of this 1305-nucleotide messenger RNA. RefSeq lists its product as uncharacterized. The transcript has 6 exons. The record is from RefSeq and is a predicted model, not a curated record. The annotation marks the transcript as partial. NCBI's taxonomy places the organism in Eukaryota, Fungi, Basidiomycota, Microbotryomycetes, Sporidiobolales, Sporidiobolaceae.